AAUUUGUCCGCCGCCUCAGUCGCGUUCAACGCGCCCUACGAUCAAGUGUGUUCUCGUUCAUUCUCACCCCGUUUUCUCAGUUUCCCAUCACACAUUCUCGUCCCUCGUCAAAGAUAAACCAUUCAAACUCUGUGAUUUUUACUCAACGAAAACGACAGUCAAACAUUUAACGUAAACCCAGGAAUCGAAGGUGAACGCACCUCGGCUUCGAAUUCCCUUUUUUAAUUUUAGUAACGAGAAUCAAUUUUGCUUUUUCUUUAAAGCAAGGAGGAGGAGCCUACAAUCAAAAACCGUGUGCAAUUGGUUUUCUUGAUAACUCUUCGGGGGUUGCUUUUCCGCUUACUUGGUAGUUAACAUUGACGUCUGACAGAGAUUAAAUUCGAUUAAAUCGGAAGCCAACAGAUUCUAGAGGCUAGAUUCUUUUCCUAUACUUGUUUUCUGCAAUAUUUCAUUGACGCAACCGCGAGCGAAAAAGUGACGCCGCAAACACUUCUCUCUUAGUGACAGGUGACAAGCCGAGAAAUGAAAGAACAAAACCUGUUGCGGGAUGAAUUACUGACACGUUGUCGUUGCAACGUUUCGGCGAUGGACAGUUUUUCUCUAAACCCGAUCCUUGUUUUUACAACAAAACGAAAACGAAUAAUUCAACACUUCUUUUAACUCCGAACGUGUCUCUAAUUGUGCAUUCAAUGUUCCUUUAAUCAAAUGAGUUCGUUCAUUAGAUGCAAAAUUAAAGCAUGAAAAACAUUCGAAAUUGGUUCAAUGUCUUUUGUAAACUUCGACAUCAAUCCUUCCAUCAAUUAUUCAUUUCCUCGACAUGCUCUCACGGUUAAUUCAAUUUUCUUAAUCAGAUGCUUUUAUAAAACAGUUCAUUUAAGCCUUCAAAGGGGAAAGAUCAUAUGCUAGCUCGAUAAAGAAAAGCAUUUAAAAUUAAUUCAUAAACGUUGAUAUUUUUUGUAAUACUUUCAUACAUGAUAUUUGAGCAAAAUUGUAUUCUGAACAGGCGACGUGUAAGGGUCUCAAAAUUCUGUGUUCACUGGAUGGCAUCAAAAGCUUCCCAAACAAUGACAGCGUUUUUGAAUAGAUAAAAAAACAAAAAACUAUCAUCGUGCAGAUAUUCUAUCGACAUGUGGCAGAAUCGUAGCUGCUCGUAGCCAAGAACUCAGUGAAAAAUCGAUCAAGAGAUGAAAUCGUCGGACGCUUAGCCGAAGUUCAGUUAAGCCAUGAAUUGUUCGCGUCGACUAAAAACUUGAGGAUCGCGAGUUGAAGACCCGCAAACGACAUGUCCGUGGGAAGAAAAGUCGAGCCGGUGGCCGGUAAUCAAACGUUUUUAAUAAACGACGAGGACGAGGAAAACUCGGUUCGAAGGAAUCGCACAGAAGAGGAUUACCGGCUGACGGAUCUCUCGAACGGCACGCUGUUUGAUGUCAACGCGACGGACGAGAUCGACUCCUUCUACUUCUACGAGACGGAACAAUUCACAGUUUUGUGGCUGCUGUUCGUGAUGAUAGUCGUGGGUAAUAUCGCGGUGCUAAUUGGCCUGCUUUGGGGCAAAAGGCGGAAAACGCGCAUGGACUUCUUUAUCAAACAACUAGCAUUCGCCGAUUUAUUGGUCGGCCUAAUAUCCGUGCUGACGGAUAUAAUUUGGAGGACGACGGUAACCUGGCACGCGGGCAACAUCGCCUGCAAGUUGAUAAGGUUCAUGCAAGCCGUCGUUACCUAUAGCUCCACAUAUGUACUCGUCGCCUUGUCGAUUGACAGAUACGAUGCCAUCACUAGGCCCAUGAAUUUCACCGGCAAGUGGUGGAGAGCCAGGGCUUUGGUGGUCGCUGCCUGGAGCCUAUCAGCGUUGUUCAGCGUGCCGAUUAUUUUCCUUUACGAAGAGAAACCUAUACAGGGGAAGACACAGUGCUGGAUAGACCUCGGCUCUCCGAUGCUGUGGAGGAUCUACAUGAGCCUGGUCAGCUUCACCCUCUUUAUAGCCCCUGCUCUGAUAAUAGGGAGCUGUUAUGCUGUGAUCGUAGCUACUAUAUGGUCGCAGAGUGGAGUGUUACGUCAGGGACCCACCAGGGACACCAGGAGAGCCUCGUCCCGUGGACUUAUUCCCCGAGCCAAAGUUAAGACGGUCAAAAUGACUCUCGUCAUAGUAUUCGUAUUCAUUUUGUGCUGGAGCCCGUACAUAGUGUUCGAUCUUCUGCAAGUCUAUGGCUACAUUCCAGAGACGCAGACCAACAUCGCCGUGGCCACUUUCAUCCAGAGUUUGACACCUCUAAACUCGGCCGCGAAUCCAAUUAUAUAUUGUCUGUUUAGUACAUCGUUUUGUAAAACCGUACGGAACACGCAGGCGAUUUCAUGGGUUUCCAGUUGGUGCGCGACGAAUCCUCACCACUGUUUCGGCACUGGUGGUCCGAACAGCAAUACGAGGACGACGGUGACUACUUCGUUGACGGCGCAGUCCUCGAGACGAAGCGGUCACAUCGGUAUGCUACACUCCACUACCAGGAAACAAGUGAUGGUAUCUUUGGUGUAAAGACUACGAAAUCUGAUAAAUCUAAAAUUCUUCUGCCUAAUGGCUCUUCCCGAGCUCCUAAUGAGACCACAAGUAUUAAGAGCUUUCGAAAUUAUGUCUGAUCUAUUACAUUCCCCUUUCAAUAUGUAUAGAGUCACGUACGCUCUUUUUCAGUCUUGCAUUUUAUUACAUCAUAUUCCUUGUAUUUUCAAAAUAAUCAUGUCGUAAGUAAAUUAUUGUCUUCAUUAUUUAUGUAUUAACGGUAAAAGGCUUGAGAAGGUGGAUUAUGUUGAUUUCUUCCUAUACAAUGUAUUAAGGAAUCGGGGAUCGUGAUGGAAAGCAUAAUUUAGGAGGCCGCAUUAAGUUGUUAAUAAAAUAAGUUUUUUAUGCUCGCAUUUACGUGUGUUAUCAGUAUUUGAGGCGACGUCGUGGGCCGCGAAUGUAUUUUUCAUCCUCCAGUCAAAUUGAAAAGAGAGAGAAUACAUUAGUUGAAACAGGAAUUAUAUGAAUAAUUCGUAACAGUACGUCGCAGUUGGUUAAACAAAUUCCGCCCUAACGAAGCCGUUGAAAACUGUCUAAGAAGGAUGAAAGAAACAUUGAAGAUCGGCAAUCGAUCAGCCUACGUGGAAAAUGAUACGCUCAAAGUAUACAUGUACAUAUAUACAUAGCGAAUGAACGGUAGUUUUGUAUACAUACGUACACACGUACUUACGUAUGUCGCAGACACGCGUGUAAUCAUAAAUGUGUAAUAUAUUCAUGUAUUCCAUCCAUGCGCGACCGGGUAAUUUUGUUAGAACCGAUAAAAUGUACGACUUGUAUAACGAAAUUAAAUUAUCUUUGUACCUAGCACAGAUUAAUCGAAACAUCCCCUUAAUAACGAACCUUUAACGAAAUUCUGUUAACGAUUUUAAUUUGCAACAAUAAAUAUAAAAGAGAAAAUCUGUUCUCGCUUUCAACCCUUUCUACUAUCGCGAUUCAAGUGUACAGUAAAUCUCGUUUGUAACUUUCACGUUAUUCGUGAUGCUUUUGAAAUCAUUUGACAAUUGUAAGCGAAUUUCUGAAUUAUUAGCAGACUGCAGAUUUGAUCGAAAAUGUACGCAAUAUGCGAGAACACAGCGUCAAAAGUAUAAUACACAUCAUUAUUUUUGAAGAGUAAAAUAAAUAUAGUUUCAGUUCGCAUAAAAGUCCGCAGUCUCAUUAAUUUUUAUUGUGUCCAAUUGAAACAGGGAAGUCCAAAGUGAUAUACACAUAUUUUCACUGGUGUAAAACGAUUUGUACAUACUAUCGAAUAAAUUUCGUCCACGACAAA
Molecule: messenger RNA, 3818 nt
Organism: Ceratina calcarata
Lineage: Eukaryota; Metazoa; Arthropoda; Insecta; Hymenoptera; Apidae
Gene: CCAP-R
Product: Crustacean cardioactive peptide receptor
Exons: 8
Coding region: 1283-2530 (415 amino acids)
Biological process (GO): neuropeptide signaling pathway
Cellular component (GO): plasma membrane
Molecular function (GO): neuropeptide receptor activity; vasopressin receptor activity
Source: RefSeq, a predicted model, not a curated record